CUCCUGCUUCUCCUCGCUCACAGCCCUCCAAUUCUCUUCCUAUCUUGCAUCUACUUCCUGCGUCGCUUGAAUCCCUCGAAAAUGGCUCUUUCAGUGGAAAAAACCACGAGUGGCCGUGAGUACAAGGUCAAGGACAUGUCCCAGGCCGACUUUGGUCGCCUUGAGAUCGAGCUCGCCGAGGUCGAGAUGCCUGGUCUCAUGUCCUGCCGCACUGAGUUCGGUCCCUCGCAGCCCUUCAAGGGCGCCAGGAUCACCGGCUCCCUUCACAUGACCAUCCAGACCGCUGUACUCAUUGAGACCCUCACCGCCCUCGGCGCGGAGGUCCGCUGGUGCUCCUGCAACAUCUUCUCCACCCAGGAUCACGCUGCCGCCGCCAUAGCCCGUGACUCCGCCGCCGUGUUCGCCUGGAAGGGAGAGACACUCCAGGAGUACUGGUGGUGCACCGAGCGUGCCCUCGACUGGGGCCCCGGCGGUGGCCCCGACCUCAUCGUGGACGACGGCGGAGACGCCACGCUGUUGAUCCACGAGGGGGUUAAGGCCGAGGAGAUCUUCGAGAAGACCGGGAAGCUUCCGGACCCGGCUUCUACCGACAAUGCCGAGUUCCAGAUUGUGCUGACCAUUAUCAGGGAUGGGCUCAAGACUGACCCCAAGAGGUACCACAAGAUGAAGAGCAGGUUGGUCGGAGUUUCGGAGGAGACCACCACUGGGGUUAAGAGGCUCUACCAGAUGGAGUCCAGUGGCUCUCUGCUGUUCCCUGCUAUUAACGUUAAUGACUCUGUCACUAAGAGCAAGUUCGAUAACUUGUACGGGUGCCGCCACUCCCUUCCCGAUGGUUUGAUGAGAGCUACUGAUGUAAUGAUUGCUGGCAAGGUUGCUGUUGUCUGUGGAUACGGUGAUGUUGGAAAGGGCUGUGCUGCUGCCUUGAAGCAAGCUGGAUCCCGAGUGAUCGUGACUGAAAUUGAUCCAAUUUGUGCUCUUCAGGCCCUUAUGGAAGGCAUCCCAGUUCUGACCCUUGAGGAUGUUGUCGCAGAGGCUGACAUCUUCGUCACAACCACUGGUAACAAGGAUAUCAUCAUGGUUGACGACAUGAAGAAGAUGAAGAACAAUGCCAUUGUUUGCAACAUUGGUCACUUUGAUAACGAGAUUGACAUGCUCGGCCUUGAGAACUACCCAGGCGUGAAGCGCAUCACCAUCAAGCCCCAAACAGACAGGUGGGUUUUCCCCGAGACGAACUCGGGCAUCAUUGUGCUGGCUGAGGGUCGGCUCAUGAACUUGGGCUGUGCCACAGGGCACCCUAGUUUUGUGAUGUCCUGUUCCUUCACAAACCAGGUGAUUGCACAGCUUGAGCUGUGGACGGAGAAGGCAAGUGGGAAGUAUGAGAAGAAGGUUUAUGUUUUGCCUAAGCACCUUGAUGAGAAGGUUGCAGCACUUCACCUUGGCAAGCUUGGGGCUAAGCUCACCAAGCUCAGCAAGGAUCAGGCUGACUACAUUAACGUGCCCGUUGAGGGUCCUUACAAGCCUGCUCAGUACAGGUAUUGAGGGGGUUCUUGAAAAUGAGAGAACUUGAGGGGGAAAAAAUAUAUAUAUGGGGUAUUUGGAGGGCACGAUCGUGUCUCUUUCGGCUUCCUGACUUGGUAGGAUGGCAGGUUUGAUUUCUUUAGGGUUUUUUUUGUCUGGUGGUGGAAUGUGUUGGAAGGAAAGAAAUUGCCGGGUCGCGGUUGAAAGAAGACCCUGGUUGGGUUCUAAAUGAAUAAGGCUGGAUGGGUCUGUGUGGGGAUUGUGUUGUUACUGCUUCUCUUUGAAUUUUGCUGCUUUUGUUAUCACUCAAAAGGGAAAAAAAAAUAAUACUAUUUGCUGUAUCAUUGUCUUGA
Carya illinoinensis is the source of this 1871-nucleotide messenger RNA. Its product is annotated as adenosylhomocysteinase-like. Gene Ontology annotation, molecular function: adenosylhomocysteinase activity. Lineage: Eukaryota; Viridiplantae; Streptophyta; Magnoliopsida; Fagales; Juglandaceae. The coding region runs from base 82 to 1539 and encodes 485 amino acids. The transcript has 2 exons. Gene Ontology annotation, biological process: L-methionine cycle. The record is from RefSeq and is a predicted model, not a curated record. Gene Ontology annotation, cellular component: cytosol.